This is a messenger RNA of Patiria miniata (bat star), 4135 nucleotides long. Its product is annotated as fatty acid desaturase 2-like. The transcript has 11 exons. Gene Ontology annotation, cellular component: membrane. Gene Ontology annotation, biological process: lipid metabolic process. The coding region runs from base 187 to 1500 and encodes 437 amino acids. The record is from RefSeq and is a predicted model, not a curated record. Gene Ontology annotation, molecular function: oxidoreductase activity, acting on paired donors, with oxidation of a pair of donors resulting in the reduction of molecular oxygen to two molecules of water. Lineage: Eukaryota; Metazoa; Echinodermata; Asteroidea; Valvatida; Asterinidae.
GUAUGAAUGCCGGCCAGGGCAGGUGUCCUUCAAGUUACAUAAUUCCUUUAUUCCAGACAUAUCGGAGCGGUAAAUCUAUGUUUGGCUGUGUCGGCCGGACCUGUGGGCCUGGCGGUACAUAGUGUGUGUUUUGGAUUAAAUUAGACCUCAGAUAUCCCACUUUUAUGGAGGUAACCCCGCGGCAUUAUGGGUAAAGGUCAACAAGGUGAAAGUUCAGCUGCGGUCAGCAAGCAAGGUACCUACACCUGGGAGGAGGUCAGACAGCACAGCACUAGGACGGACAAAUGGGUGGUGAUUGAGGACGGGGUGUACGAUGUCAGCCAGUGGGUGAACAGACACCCAGGGGGCUUCAAGGUGCUGUCUCACUAUGCUGGCGAAGAUGCUACGGAUGCGUUUGUUGCAUUUCAUCCAGACAAGAGCAUAGUCAGGAAGUACAUGAAGCCAUUGUGUAUCGGCUCGCUAGACAAAGACAAUCAACCCAAGAAGUCCCUCAUCAGUGACAUGCGAGACCUCCGUCUCCAGGUGGAGCAGAGAGGUCUCCUGAAACCCAACCUGUGGUUCUAUGUGGCUGUGCUGGCCCACAUCUUGGCCUUUGAAGUGCUGGGCUGGCUUGUCUUGUGGCGCUAUGGAACGGGCUGGGUGCCAUACCUGACAACUUCAAUACUCUUGCUUCUAGCACAGGGGCAGGCUGGAUGGUUUCAACAUGACCUGGGUCAUCUGUCCGUCUUCAAAAAGUCUAGUUGGAAUCACUUUCUUCACGGCUUUAUCCUUGGUGGAUUGAAGGGCUCCUCAGCCCACUGGUGGAACUACCGUCACUUCCAGCACCACGCCAAGCCCAACAUUGUCAGCAAGGAUCCUGACAUAAGGAUGGAGUAUCUCUUUAUGUUGGGAGACAAGAUGCCGGUCCAGUGGGCCAAUAGGAAGAAGGGUGUCAUGCCGUACAACCACCAGCAGAGCUACUUUUUCUUCCUUUUGCCGCCGCUAUUGUUGCCUGUAUACUUUCACUACGAGUAUUUUGCCCAUGUGAUCAAGAAGAAAGUGUGGAUCGAUCUAGCCUGGAUGGUGUUCUUCUUCAGCAAGCUGUUCUUGACCUACGGACCUCUUCUAGGCUUGUCUGGUGCUUUCUGGCUCUACAUGUUUGUCAGGUUUAUGGAGAGCCAUUGGUUUGUCUGGGUGACCCAAAUGAACCACAUCCCCAUGGAGAUAGAAAAGGACCAACAGAAGGAGUGGUUACCGAUGCAGCUGCAGGCUACCUGCAACGUGGAACCCACGUUCUUCAAUAGCUGGUUCUCGGGCCACCUCAACUACCAGAUUGAACACCACCUGUUUCCGACAAUGCCGAGGCACAACUUCUACAAGGUGAUGCCUGACGUGAAGGCGCUUUGCAAGAAACAUGACAUCCCCUAUCAAACUAAAUCUCUGUUAACUGCCUUUGCCGACAUUGUUCGCUCUCUGAAGCGGUCAGGAAAGAUUUGGCACGAUGCCUACUACCACCGAUAAAACGUGAUUAGACAGAAGGGAAGUACUGAGAUUGACCAAACCUAAUAAAGUUCAAAGUAAAUUUUAUUUUCUAUGGUUUAAGUCUGAUUUUGAAUAAAUGUUUCGGUGGAAAAAAAUAUCAUCUUGUGAUAGAGUUUAUGUUCUAUAAAAAAAUGUUUGUAGUUAUAGAACUAUGAAGGCAUAGCCAUACAGCGUAAUGUUUGGUAUCCAAAAUUACGUCCUAAGUACAUAAAUUGCAUUGAGAAUGUCAUUUCAUAAACUUUGGGUACAUUUUUUUUCCUGUUCCUGUUACAUGUACAUGUGACAUCUAUGAUUAUAUAAUUCUGAUGCAUUUUUUAAUGAAGUCGUCAUUAAACAGUCGUGAUUAUGAAUAGCAAACGAUCUACCCAUAAAAUUAAAAAUCAUUGAAAUCAUUCUUAAUAAUACUUGAAAGGCAAAGGGAACAGAGACAGGAAAAAUGUCCUAAAUUUAUAGAAUGACUUGUAAGCCUUCUAGGCAGCUUUCGUUUUCUUUGUCUUUCCAAAUUUCAAAUUUCUUACUAGAAAUUUAUCCAAAUGGUAUAAAAUACCAUGUGUGUGCAAGUUAUAUGCAAUGGUUUUGAGAUAAUGUGUCGUGAACUCAGUACGUGUGUGUUGCCUUCUGAUGAUUAACUAACUUGAGUAUCGUGACUUAGAGAAAAAUAAUUAGGUAAUUACUGAGUGGUGGCAUGGUUGUACUAAUCGACGUUAAUUAUUUUAAAAAGUGGUUUCAGACGUUUUUAAAGCUUCUAAACUUAGUCUUUGUGAAGUUUUUUGCGUUAAAUUGCUACAACUUUUUUUUUUUUCGGUGGGAGGAGGGUUGCUAGAUAAUGUGAAAAAAAAAUUAUGGUGUUUAUUGUAUAAUGUACAAAUGUUCAUUUUUGUUUUGCGCUUAAAACUGGAAAAAAGUGAAAACAUUUCAAAAUGUUAAAAACGUUAUUACAAUUUUGAAACAAUUCUGGAUGUUAAAGCAUGUAAAAUCCAAAUAUGACACUGCAAGUCUAAUGCAGAGUACUUUUUCAGACUUAAAAAAAAAAACCAGAAAAAAAAAAUUGGCUUGAAUUAUAUUAUUGUAGCGCAUUUGGCACGCACAACACAAAAUCCUGGAUUCCCAGAUACAUUUAGACAAAUCUCCGAAAAAAAUAUCAAAAUCCAUCAAACAAAACCAAGCAUUCAUUAGUAUCGAAGAAAUCAUUUUAUUCUGUAAUUUCAAAGGAGUAAGAGUUACAAAAAAAAAUUCCAAGAAUGAAAGCAAGGCACAUCUUGAGACAACAAACGGCAAGAAUGUAUUAUCUGCCAACCAUUUUCUAAGCAUCCAUACGGCUGAUAACAAUCAGUCAGUUUGAAUUUGUUAAAAAAAUUAAGUAACUGGAAAGUUGAAACCAACAAUUGAUAGUCUUGAUUAAAUAAAAACACUGAUCACUUCCCAUAGACUUUGUACACAAUCAACAAAGUGGCAUCUCAAUAUACAUGCGACAUAUUUCCUGGUGAAACUUCCUAUAAUAUUUUUAUGGCACUUGGAGCCAUAUUGGUUUAUAGAAGGAAAUGAUUUAUUAAUUGGAGGUUCGGUUGGCACCACGCUAGACUUGAAAUCAAGUCUGUAAUUGGCCAGCUUUAUUGGCCAGUUUUAUUGGCCAGCUGCGCAGCGCGCCCCAGUUUUGUUCCUUAGUGAGUGUGCAGUAUGGUGCUCACAUACAGGGACAAUGUUUGCUUCCUUGACACCAAGACAUGCCAAACCCAGCACAUGAUGAUAAACAUGAUACACUGUGCCGUUCUUGUAGAUAUUGGGGGUGCUGACAGACAAAACACGACUGUCUAGUGACUUGUUCUCAAGUCUAGCACCAUGUUUGUGCACAGGUCGUACAGUGCCUCUUAGGCCAGCCUCAGGUUGACCUGCAAUCUGAACUAGCCUUGCUCAAGGCGUUCCCUGAUAAUUGCUUCGUAUCGUGCAUUCCCAAAAGUCAGCUGCAGUACAAUUUAAAAAAAACUGCAUAAUGAUUCUCUAAAUUGGAUAGUUGUUUUACACACACUAUCAUAGUUAAACAUUUUACUGGAAAUUUUUGAGUUUAAGGACAAAAGUGUAAUUAAUUUUGGUAAAAAAAAUAAUUUUACAGCCAUUUUGGUCAUGUUCCCUGCAAGCAUGUAUCAGAUCUUUACAGUUUGGAUCACUGUUAAGUUGGCAUCAGACUAUUGUAGAUCACAAGUCUCAGUGUGCACAUCAUGAACUUGUGUCUUUCAAAGCAGAAUGCCUGCAGCUUUCCGAUACAUUGAAUGUAUACAUUACAACAGCAUUGAAUCCAUUUACAGUAUUAAUUAAUAACUUUGUCUUGAUUGUAUCAUUUUAAAAUUUAAUUUUUUUUAAAAAAGGUAUGUACCUCUGUCAUUUCUGUUUUAGCCUCUGAAGAAGAACCUGCUAAGUUCGCAACGUCAGGCCACAUUAAUUUUUAGAUUUAUAUAUUUCAGAUCCACCCAGUCAGUAAGCAGUUUGCAGCAGUCUUACUACUUUUUUUCAUUUAAAAUUUCAAAAGCUUUUGAAGCCGGUAACUAUUACUGAAUAGCUUGAUUUUAUCAUGUGAUUGUUGCAUAAUUAAUUUAGACAAUAAAUACUGAGCACCAUG